This is a messenger RNA of Eutrema salsugineum, 1503 nucleotides long. RefSeq names its product E3 ubiquitin-protein ligase SIS3. NCBI's taxonomy places the organism in Eukaryota, Viridiplantae, Streptophyta, Magnoliopsida, Brassicales, Brassicaceae. The transcript is spliced from 10 exons. Bases 192 to 1271 code for a protein of 359 amino acids. The record is from RefSeq and is a predicted model, not a curated record. Gene Ontology annotation, biological process: sugar mediated signaling pathway. Gene Ontology annotation, molecular function: ubiquitin-protein transferase activity.
ACUUUACUUUGGCUCCAAAAUCCCUCUUUCUCCUUUCUCAGUCGACGAUCCUAAAUCCGCUAGAUACUGGCAUCAGCUGAUGAUUCAGGUUCCUAUUUCUGAUUCGAUUCAAGCAUUUUGAUAUUUAAAGUUUCUUAGGGUUUCUCCCCUUCUCUCGGAUUCUCGGAUUUUAACUCCCUUCCACCUCUCUCAUGGCGAUGAGAGGUGUCGAUUUCAAGUGGUAUGAUGGGUUCUUCUUGUCGAUGCUUGCAACUAGUGUAAUCAUUGUGGCUAUCAAUUGGAAGAGAUAUCAAUCGUGCCAUUUCCCGUUGCAUAUAUGGAUAGUGGUCGAUUACACCACCGUGUUUAUCUUCCGCGUCUUCAUGUUUGUUGACAAUGGUCUUGCUGCUGGACUUGGCUUGGACUUUGGAAGUCAACAGCGAAACGCCGGGUUUUGUGGGAGAGUGGUGGUCCUGUCUCUCCUAUCUCUGCUGCUGUAUCCAUUUCUGUGGGCUUGGACUGUAAUCGGAACAAUCUGGUUUAGAAAAGCAAGAAGCUGUUUACCUGAAGAAGGCCAAAAGUGGGGUUUCCUCAUUUGGCUGAUGUUCAGCUACUGUGGCCUCCUCUGCAUUGCUUGCAUCUGUGUCGGAAAGUGGUUGGCGCGAAGACAAGUACACGUAUUACGUGCUCAGCAGGGAAUUCCUAUUUCAGAGUUCGGGAUUUUAGUUGACAUGAUUAGGGUACCUGACUGGGCAUUUGAAGCCGCAGGCCUAGAGAUGAGAGGCAUAAGUCAAGAUGCUGCUACAUACCACCCUGGACUCUACUUGACCCCAGCCCAGACAGAAGCUGUGGAAGCUCUUAUUCAAGAACUUCCAAAGUUCAGGUUAAAAGCUGUCCCAGAUGAUUGCGGCGAAUGCUUGAUCUGCUUAGAGGAGUUCCAUAUUGGACAUGAGGUUAGAGGUUUACCUUGCGCACAUAAUUUCCAUGUGGAGUGCAUAGACCAGUGGCUGCGUUUAAACGUGAAAUGUCCUCGGUGCCGGUGCUCGGUUUUUCCAGACCUAGAUCUCAGUGCAUUAUCAAACCUCCAGAGCUCAGAAACACAACAGGCCUCACAAGGGAACACGGAAACAACAGAAGCUCGGUACAUGAGAAGCCACCCUCAAAGCGAGAGCUACUCUUUGAGACCUCAAUCAUCUUUAAUUCACCCUGUACACACAGACAUCGCUCUGGAGACUGCAGAGAAUGGUGGGGUUCCUCCUGUCUUGGCCGAUCUAUCUCCAUCCCGGAGAUGAGAGAGUAGUGUUGAGUGUGAGUCUAUGGAAACUCUACUCAAUACUAACUCUUCACUGAUUUAAGAAGAAACAAAAAAAAAUCAUUUUGACUCGUGUUUUCCUUACCCCCACCACCCCUUGAAAAUUUUCACCUUUGACAGUCUUACGAUGUAAAUAAAUUGGGUUUAUAAAGAAGAGUAAACAACAAUCUUUGGGGGUUUUACAUUUGGUAAGAAUGAAGAAUUGUUCAUGA